This is a messenger RNA of Naegleria gruberi, 3945 nucleotides long. RefSeq lists its product as uncharacterized. The record is from RefSeq and is a predicted model, not a curated record. The transcript has 2 exons. Lineage: Eukaryota; Heterolobosea; Eutetramitea; Acrasida; Naegleriidae. Bases 1 to 3714 code for a protein of 1237 amino acids.
AUGAAGGAAAGAAUAAUAUCAAGACUUCACUUGGAACAAUUCAUCCAAGACGAAGUUUUAUUCUAUUCGAUAGUUUUAUUCGAAAAACAAGUUUAUUAUAUUUGUGUCUGUGCUCACUUCAUCUAUUUAUUUAAAGAAUCCUUCACUAAUUUACCAAUUCCAAUUCUAUUAGAACAAAUUGAAUGUAUUGAAGUCUACACAGACCAUGUAUCCAAGUUUAGUAUAGUAAUUUCUGAUAAAAAUCAACUAAAUCAAAAAGAAAAGACACUUCAACAUUUAGUUUUAGAAGCCUCCAACAGGACACAACUCAUCAAGGAAUUACAAAUUCACUACAAAACCAACAAGGUCCUAAAAAAGUGGCACUUUGAUGGUCAAUCAAAUUAUGACUUGAAAAUUGUAAACAAAACUCUCAUUCCGAAAAGCAAUACUUCAAAUAUGGAAGUUGGAGAGGGUAUUAUUAAUAAUCCAUUUCAAAGUUUAAAACUCGACCGUUCUCACAUUAUUAAUUUACAAUCAAAAAUUUUGAAAAAGUUUCCACUCACAGAAAAGAAGGCACGUGUUGAAAAAUUAUUUAAUGGAUAUUGGUUUAUUAUAAAUGAUAAUAAUCUGGUGAGAAAACCAAUUCCUUCAUUGGGUGAAUAUAAGAGUAAACCCUAUUAUGAAGUUGUUUAUGAAAAGAAAAAAGAGGAUCAAACUCUAUUGGCUGAUAAAUUGGUUGUAAAGAUUAUUCCAAUAAGAAAUUCAAAUGCUCCUAGAACAAAUAUUAGAACUUUUGCACAAAAGAUGAUUUCCAAUAACAUGCUAUCAUCAUGUUCAGAUUUUGACAUUAUUCAGGAUGAAGAAUUUGCAAAGGAACGUUCCAUUUACAAGUUUGAUAAGACCAUUACAGAGGCCUAUCAAAUCAAAUCAAAAUAUUAUUACUUCCCUAAUGUAUUUUCCAAUAACAGCAAGAAACAAAAGAAUAAUUCAGUACCUGAAAAUGGAUUGACCUAUUUGGAAAAAAUUGAAUUGCUUUCAUUGAGUGAUCCAAAUGCAUCAAUUAUUCCACAUUAUAGAAUCAAGCAUGUCAUUGUUUGUAGAAGGAGAUUUAUUCCUCCAUAUGCCACUCACUAUCAAGAUAUUGUUUUUGAAUAUGACUAUGCUGAACAGGAUACACAAGAAAAGAAUGAGAUGCAAACAGAAUUUUUGAAUUUGUGUGCACAAUCAUUGAAUCCUCUCCCUCAAUGUUUCUUGUAUGAUCAAUUGACUAUUAGAACCAAGUUGGAGUCAUUAUCUUGUGAUGAAGAUUUUUAUUAUUGGGUAAAUUUAAAGUUUGGAUUGAAACCUGAAUUAUAUCCUCUCAAGUGGAGUCAGGAAGUUACAGAGGAAACUCGUGUCGAGUCAUUUGUUAAAUCAGUUUCCAAUAUUAUUGAUAUCAUUGUCAAUUCGGCUGAACAUCAAGUUUCUGAUCCAUUUGCUAUUGAACAUGAUAUUGUCUAUAAUGUUGACAGUCCUGAUACUGUAAAAACUCCAUCCAUUCAACAUAUCAUUCAAUGGAGAACAAAAGUUUCAUUCUAUUUGGGUUAUUAUAUUGAUGAGGUUGAAACUUCCAGUUUUGAAAAGAUUAUCAAAUCACUUCUCAUUCUCAAACAAAAAGGUGAAAUUUCCGAUAAGAAGCUUCUCCAAUAUAGACGUACACUCAUUCUCAUUUUGGAUUACUUCCUUCAUUUGAGAAUUGUCAAUAGAGAAUAUGAUUUUGAAAAGACAAUUGAUGAGAAAAUUGAGGAAAUUGAGCAAAAAACUGAUGAAAUGCACUAUAGCUACUUUGAUAUGAAUCAAAUGAACUUGGCUGUUCAAAAUCAAAUGAAUGCCACAUCCGCAUCCGGCUCCUCAAAUCCUGGUGGUUUGACUCAAUUCAAUGAUGAUGUACUCUAUGAUGAAACUGUGGAAAAACAUGUUCAACAACUCAAGAAUAACCAACUUUCCAAACAAUUACAAUUGAUCAUGUACAGACAAAUGUUGAUUGGUGGAAAGAAUCAUUUGGAAAAUGGAGGAAGUGCCUCCUCAAUGGCUUCCAAUCACACCAGUAGAACUGUAUGCAACAUGAAUGCAAACAUCUUCCUCAAAUUGAUGAAGUUGAAUUAUUUCAUUGGUGUUUUGGGCAUGACCCCUCUCUCAUUUGUAAAAUUACUCUCAAAUGCUAUCCACAUUAGCUCCAUGUAUCAUUAUGAGACCAUUUAUGAAAUUUGUUAUGAAAUUUCACAAUGGUUGAACAAAUGCAGUCAAACAUCAAAGGUUUCUGCUACAUCCACAUCUGCUUCAUCUACUAACAAUGAUGAUACUGACUCUACAUGCAGCACAGAUGAAGACACUCCAGAGUCGAGAGGUGUUUUAAUCCAAAUUAGAGAUACAUUAUGUUCCUACACUCCAUUCCUUCACAGUUUAUGUUCCUUGCUCCAAUAUGAUGAUGAUGGAUUAUUGGCCAUUGUUGCCAACAUUUUGGAAAAAUUGACAUACUUUUCAGAGAAUGUUAGAAAGUGGUUUACAUCCAAUGAUUAUUUGCAAUUCCUUGUUGAUCAUAUUGAAGCAUUCAACUCUAGAACACAACCAAACUUGGCCUCUUCAUUCUUGAGAAUAUUGAGAAAUUGUUGCAAUACUACUGAUAAGAGAUCAGUCAUAACUAAGGAUGGUGAAAUUGUUCCACUAGUUGUUAGACACAUCCUUCCAAACAUACUCACAUCUCUAGUGGCUGAAUCUAUUUCACUCUCUCAACAUACAGAUGAGCAUGUCAAGCUUCCAUUCGAGAGUCCACAUCGUGAAGAUUUGUUAAAAUCAGCAUUGGAUGCAUUAUUAAUUAUUGUUCAAUCAUCAUCAGAUAAUGAAAUUGGAGGUGAAGAUGAAGAUGAGUUGAUGAGUGAAUUGAUUGUGAAUGAAACAUCCAUCCAUACAUUAAUAGAAUUAUUGGGACAUGUUGUACGUCGCAUGAUGAGUCAACAAAACACCAACAUGCAUGUGAAAAUCCCAUCUUAUUUCACAACAUUAUUGAGCAUUCUCCUAUCCCUCUCAUCACAUGAGUACUUUAGAGGAGUGGCCAUCUCUAUAGUAUUGAGCACAUCAAGUGGAAGUGUGAUUAGAGGUCUCUCUCGAGGAAUUGCCAAUAGCCACACAUUAAUUACUCUCCUUGUUCAAAUUGUGAAUAUUGUCCAGCCAAUGAUUGGACAUUCACCACUCAGCAUUACUAAUGGAUCACAUACUCCUCUAAGAUUGAGAAGAGAUGCCCUUACCAGCACUCCAACCACUCCACAUGCAUCUGGUUCUCCAACCACACCAAAUAAUGGUACAACAAAUUCCCAUACUACAACCACUCCUCUAAAUGGCAACAUUCAAGCAAAUGAAAACAUGGUACAGAUUAGGUUCAUCCUAACACUCGUACUCAGUACAUUACUCAUGCUGUCAUCCAAUUCAAAGGCACUUCAAGAGAUGAAGGAGAACAUGUUGGAAUUGCUCAUCAAGGAAGUGGAAGGUAAAACAUCUCAACUCAUUUUACCAAAUGAAAGUGAAGACAACUUGACCAGUACUCCAUCUACCUCUCAUAACAUCAAGGUCAUUACAUCAGUAUUGAGUCAUCUUCAGAACAGAUUAAAGAGUGGACCAGCUGGUGGUCGUAGUCAAACCAUGCCACCUUCAUCUCCAUCCAAUACCAUGAACUCAUUCCUCAGAAGAAAACUCCUCUAAGCUACUACUAGUCUUCUCCGCCACCAUUAACAUACACAUGUGUAAGGAUGUGUAUGUAGGAAUGAAUGUCUUGAAUUCACACAUUUAUGAAUGUAAAUGUGCUCAUGUGGAUUUUUUUGGUGUGUGUGUUAAAAAAUUAUUUUGAAUCAAGACCAGACCUGAUGGUGGUGAGUUGGUGAACUAGGCAGUUUAUGCGAAGGGUCACAAGUAAAUAAAAUCCUUAUUAGUGUC